Molecule: messenger RNA, 774 nt
Organism: Lasiodiplodia theobromae
Lineage: Eukaryota; Fungi; Ascomycota; Dothideomycetes; Botryosphaeriales; Botryosphaeriaceae
Product: N-glycosylase DNA lyase
Exons: 2
Coding region: 1-774 (257 amino acids)
Biological process (GO): base-excision repair; base-excision repair, AP site formation
Cellular component (GO): nucleus
Molecular function (GO): 8-oxo-7,8-dihydroguanine DNA N-glycosylase activity
Source: RefSeq, a predicted model, not a curated record
AUGGUGGAGAAGCUGUGCACAAAUUAUGGCCCACUCAUAGGCCACGUAGGCUCGCAAGCCUUUCACGACUUCCCUCCAGCAUCGGCGUUGACUGACCCGAAAGUCGAACAACAAUUAAGACAGCUAGGAUUUGGAUACCGAGCCAAGUACCUGUACCAGACAGCGGUCAUGAUAACGGAAAAGGAAGACGGCUGGCUGGACAGUCUCAGAAAUCCCGAGAGUCCGGUGCUGGGUGCAGAAGCCAAAGCGGCCGGAGAAUUCGUCGAGAGUGGCCGCGAGGGCUACAGGUCGGCACAUGAGCAGCUGCUUGCUCUUCAGGGUGUGGGGCCAAAGGUGGCCGAUUGCGUCUGUCUUAUGGGUCUCGGGUGGGGAGAGGCUGUGCCGGUUGAUACUCAUGUGUGGCAGAUCGCGCAGCGUGACUACCGUUUUGGGAAAGGCAAGCACAGCAGUCUGACCAAGGCGACCUAUGACGCAGUUGCAAAUAAAUUCCGCAGCCUUUGGGGUAAAGAAGCGGGUUGGGCCCACUCGGUGUUGUUCACGGCUGAUCUGAAAGCUUUCUCGGAACGCCUUGUGGCAAAGGUUGAGACGAAGGAUGAGAAGGUGGCGAUCAAAUCCGAGCCAGAAGGACCGGCUGUCGAGCAGACGACGGUGGAGAAGAAAGCGGUCAGCAAAAGGGUGAAGAGGGAGCCCGAAGAGGAGCACUCUGUUCUCGAAGUGAAGGAGAAAGAAACUAAGAGAGUCAGAAGAACGACAAGGAGCUCACGGGAGUAUUGA